Molecule: messenger RNA, 2002 nt
Organism: Ruditapes philippinarum (Manila clam)
Lineage: Eukaryota; Metazoa; Mollusca; Bivalvia; Venerida; Veneridae
Product: 1-deoxyxylulose-5-phosphate synthase YajO-like
Exons: 9
Coding region: 157-1299 (380 amino acids)
Source: RefSeq, a predicted model, not a curated record
AUUUUCCAUCGAUGUAAACAGCUGCUUUAUAGCCUCACCUGAAGCGACAUUUAUCAAGUCAUGUCAAAUAGAAAACAACGUUAAAAGCGGUGUGCUAUAUGCAUGUUUGUCCGGACUUACUGUUUAUAAAAGUAUUAACAGGGACAAACAGUAAAAAUGGCUACUACAACAGACGUGGAGUACAACUUCUUAGGAAAGACAGGUGUAAAAGUAUCAAAUAUUUGCCUCGGUACAAUGACGUUUGGAAAACAAGAAGGAGGUCCAUUUAAUUUUCAUGACACACCAACUCAUUCUGACGAGAAGACUGCGCAUUCACUCUUAAACCGUUUUGUGGAUCUCGGUGGAAACUUUAUUGACACUGCCAACGUUUACACUGGUGGUUCAUCUGAAACAAUUAUUGGUAAUUGGUUGCAAAGUAAACACAGAAACAGAAAUGACGUGGUAUUGGCUACAAAAGUGCGCAACAGUACGAAAGACAAAGAACCGAACAAUCUUGGUUUAAGCAGACGACACAUUACUCAGGCUCUAGAAGGAAGUCUUCAACGACUGCAGACCGAAUACAUAGAUUUGUAUCAGGGUCACGGUUGGGAUAAUGCCACAUCUGUUGAAGAAACAUUGCGCACGUUUGAUGACCUUGUCCGCUGUGGUAAAAUUCAUUACUAUGGUUACAGCAACCUUUGUGGGUGGCAGUUGCAACAAGUUGUGAACACAUACAAAACUCUGGGGCUUCAGCCAUGUGUCACAUUACAGCAACAGUACAGUCUGUUACAUAGAGCAUCCGAGUGGGAACCAUUCAUAGUGUGCCAGAACGAAGGUAUUGCAGUUCUGUCAUGGAGUCCUCUGACAGGAGGAUUGUUGACUGGAAAAUUUAAAAGAGGAGGUGUGCCCGAUGCUAGCACAAGCAGGGUCGGAUACAUGCUGGCACAAAAAGCAUUUGGUCAAUUAGGGGCGUGGUCGCAAUUUUCCGACGAUGAUCAAUACUGGCAAAUCAUCGAUGUCCUGAAACAAAUAUCCAAUGAAAAUGACAAGACCGUAGCACAAGUGGCUCUGAAAUGGGUUCUACAAAAGGGUUGUGUAGCCUCCGUUAUCAUUGGAGCAACGUCAUUAAAACAGCUGGAAGAAAACAUGGCCGUUGGUAGUGCUCAAUGGAAACUAAGUGAUGAACAGAUGGAAGCACUGGACACAGCAAGUGCCAACAACAAACCUUACCCUUAUGACAUGUUGUUGAAUGCGAGAAAUGCUGGAAGAUAUAAUCCGUUCUAUGAAAAAUCUGUGAAGAUUCCAAAAUCUUCAAUAUAGAUUAUUGACCGCAUCUUUGAUGGUGUGUUCCGACGUUGCUUUGGUUACAGUUUGCAAAAGUGUGCGAAAUAGAAUGACUGCUUUCAUACAUAGAUAAUACGACAUUGAAGUGUAGUGCAACUAGUUAGUAACCACCUUUAUUGCAUCCACUUGAUUCGACCCUUUCCGCCAGUCUUCGGAUAAGGACUAUUAUUAUUGAUAAUAUUCGAGAUGUUCCGGCUGCCACUUGAUCCGUGCCGUCUCAUCAUGAUUUGAACUGUUCGCUGUUUAAUCAGUUCAUAAUUUUCUCCGAAAAUUUUGAUUGUAAAGGUGGACAACUUUAUUUAAAAUAAUCAGGUUGCAUACUGCUUUUAUCAUGUACGACAUAUUAUCAAUGUUUCAGAAUGCACGUAUAUGUAAAACUAUUUACUGGAUAUGAAUAUUGAUCUAUAUAAUACAAGUAUAUUGUCGGUGUUAAUAUGAUCUUUGUACCCAAUGAUAUCCUAAGUGAUAAAUGAUAAUGCGUGCUUUGUAAAUUUGAAAUUCACAUUUUCCAUCAACUUUUUCCGCUUUAUUAUUGUCGAAGUUACCAGGAAGACAUUUCACCAAACUUAUAAUAACUUCAUGUACAAUGUAGUUGUAACUCACUGGAAUCUUAUAUUAAUGCCAAAGGUAUUUAGAUUGAUAAACAUGUACACUUCCAAUAGAAAACAAAAAAAAUGUG